AUGACGGUGUUCGUGCUCAAUCUACACCAACGGGGCCCCAAUAAGUGCGCGAUGCCCCGCUGGAUCAAGGAAAUCCUCGUCAACAAAAUGGCGCCCUACCUCUGUCUCCAGGAAGAAGCAACACCAACACUGCUUUACUUGGCAGUGGCGAUUUCGGCUCUACACGACAACGACAUUCUAAACCUCUAUAAACACACUUUCCAAGGCGACGGGACGUAUUAUGGAGCAAAGACUUCUGGAUUAUGUUCGCUGGACGUACCACACCUGCCGCCUGUGGCCCGUCACGUGGACAAACUCGUGGCGCUGAACGGCCAACAAAUGUUCGGCUCCUCCGCGUGCGGUAUGUGCCUCCAAGUAACGGGGAGCGGACAAGGGGCAGGAAACGACCCCAUCACGGGCACAUUUACCGCCUACGUUAAGGACCUGUGCCCAGAGUGCCUGGCUGGGUCGGUUGACCUAGCGGAAGAUGGUGACGGGCGGUGGGGCGUCAGUAUUCGGGCGGUGCAGUGUCCGUCUUCUGGUCCCAUUGAGUACGCGCUCCAGGGCAGCAACGAUUGGUACAUAAAGCUCCAGGUUAGGAACGAGAUAAUUCCAGCGACUACCGUUGAGAUGUUCCAGCCUAAGAGCGGUAUCUGGGUUCCUCUGGCGAGGACGGCGGAUGGCUUCUGGACAUUUCCGGCUAGCGGCGGGGUCGACAAGCCGAUUCAAAGACCUAUCCAGCUCCGACUCACAUCCCCGACCGGACAGACCGUCACCGACCAUAUCAACCCAUCGUCCAUGGCAUUUACCGGGAUUAUUCAUGGCCAGGACAAAGUCCAAUUUUCCUUCGAUCCAUCACUUCCGAGAGCUUCUUAG
Mya arenaria is the source of this 855-nucleotide messenger RNA. RefSeq lists its product as uncharacterized. Gene Ontology annotation, biological process: monoatomic ion transport. NCBI's taxonomy places the organism in Eukaryota, Metazoa, Mollusca, Bivalvia, Myida, Myidae. The coding region runs from base 1 to 855 and encodes 284 amino acids. The record is from RefSeq and is a predicted model, not a curated record. Gene Ontology annotation, cellular component: membrane. The transcript is spliced from 7 exons.